Molecule: messenger RNA, 3844 nt
Organism: Syngnathoides biaculeatus (alligator pipefish)
Lineage: Eukaryota; Metazoa; Chordata; Actinopteri; Syngnathiformes; Syngnathidae
Product: zinc finger protein OZF-like
Exons: 2
Coding region: 556-2031 (491 amino acids)
Biological process (GO): regulation of transcription by RNA polymerase II
Molecular function (GO): RNA polymerase II cis-regulatory region sequence-specific DNA binding; DNA-binding transcription factor activity
Source: RefSeq, a predicted model, not a curated record
UCUAAUAAGAACAAAGACGAAGAAGAAGAACGAGGAAGAAGAGCGAAUAAGAACAACAACGAAGAAGAACGUGGACGAAGAUCGAAUAACAAGAACGAAGAAGACGACGAAGGAAAAGCUCGAAUAAGAACAAACGAGGAAGAAGAUCGAAUAACAAGAACGAAGAAGAUCGAAUAAGAACAAGAACGAAAAAGAACAACGAAGAAGAAGCGGAAGCUCGAAUAAGAACAAGAACGAAGAAGACGACGAAGAACAACGAAGAAAAAGAAGAACGAAGAAGACCCACGCAUCCUCUAAAGAGACAUUCAUUAUUUUCUUCUUUAAUCCGGACGAAUGCCUCUCCACACUCCGUCUUUCUGUAUUCGACUGGACAAAAAGAUCAGUCAUUAAAGCUUCGCGUCCGGCGAAUCUCGUCUCAGUGCGCGUCGAAGCGAAUUUAGUUUGGCGCCGCUUAGCUUGCUAGCAGCCUAGCAUCAAAGAGACGCUUUUACUCGCGACGCGCUGCCAAACCGAGAUCGUGUGUGAGCGUAAAGUGUUGUCAUCGCCGUGUCAAAAAUGUGUGCACAAAGUAUGAAAGACGAUGAGUACGACGGGCACAUUUAUCGGACAGAAACGAACGACCGUCUGUUUGUGGAUGCCAUUUCCCAUUUGCAUCCUCGAGAUGUGUUACGAGCGGAAGAUUUUCAUCCCGAGUGGCGGGAACCGGAGUGGUCCCACGUCAAAGAGGAGGAGCCAGAUCUUCCUCCUAUCGAAAAUGAAGAAGAACUCAAGUCUCCUCACAUCAAAGAGGAAGAGGAGGAAGACCUCAUCGAGUUUCCGUUGACUGUCAUUGUCAAGAGCGAAGAAACUGAUGAAUGCGAUGAAGACCACUGUGGAGGAUCACCGGCGCACGGACUCUUGGCUCCACUUUCAGAUAGUGACAACCUAACAUCACACUCUUCGGACUACGGUGAUGAUGAACAGCAACAUUCGAAAGGUGAUUUGACGUGCCCCACCGACAAGAAACGCAUCCAUUGUUCUCACUGCGACAAAACCUUUCACAACAAGUCGUCGUUAAAAAAACACACAAGAACACACACGGGAGAGAAACCUUUUGCUUGCUUAGUUUGUGGCAAAAGUUUCUCCAAAAAGAGCAAUUUAACGACGCACACGAGAACGCACACGGGGGAAAAGCCGUUUACCUGCUCAGUUUGUGGCAAGAGAUUCUCAAGAAAGGCAACUUUGACGAAACACACAGUAACACACAGUGGAGAAAAAUCUUUUCCCUGCGCAGUUUGUGGUAAAAGAUUCACUCAGAAUGUCGAUUUGAUGAUACACACAAGAACGCAUACCGGAGAAAAACCUUUUGACUGCUCAGUUUGUGGCAAAAGAUUCUCUUGCAAGGCAAAUUUAACAGCCCACACGAGAACGCACACAGGAGAGAAACCCUUUUCUUGCUUAGUUUGUGGUAAAAGAUUCACCAAAAAGAAAAAUGUAACAAAACACACGAGGGCACACGCUGGGGAAAAACCUUUUGCCUGUGUAGCUUGCAAUAAAACAUUCACCCAGAGAUCAGAUUUAAUAAUCCACACUAGGAAACACACCGGAGAAAAACCUUUUGUCUGCUUAGUUUGCGGUAAACGAUUUGGUUUCAAGUCAAGUUUAACCACGCACACGAGAACGCACACCGGCGAGAAACCUUUUGCCUGCUCGGAUUGCGGCCAAAGAUUUUCCGCAAAGAAACAUUUAACAAGACACACAAAAGCACACAGCGGUGAGAAGCCGUUCGACUGUUCAGUUUGCGGCCAGAGAUUCUCCCGUAAGGAACGUUUAAUAUUGCACACGCGAACGCAUACCGGCGAAAAGCCUUUUGCCUGCAUAAUUUGUGGCCAGAGAUUCACUCAAAAGAAACAUUUGACAAGACACACGAGAACACACACCGGUGAGAAACCGUUCAGUUGCGAUGUGUGCGGAAAGAGAUUCAACGAGAAGUGUCAGGUGAAAAGACACAAGUGUGCGGGUGAGACGAGCGAGCAGUGCUCCGCUAAAUAAACUGUGAAGAAACUCAGGGCUGUUUUGGUCAUCAUUGACUCACUCCAAACGCUCCAAUCGAUUGCGUAGACGUCGUGCACGAGACGUCACCGUUUGUUUACGGUGCGGGAGUCGCUGAACCGGAGCAGAUUUUUCACAAUUGCCCGAGACCUGUUUGUUCUGUUGGUUGUCACAGUAGACGAGACGGUUUUUCAAAGAUGACGUUCUAUAGAAUACCAGCUGAAAAGAUCGACGGAUUUUGGCAAUUGAACGUGGCGGAUGGCCCCCGACCAAAAUACACACGACCGUGUAACGAUCGCUUCAUUUCAGGUAGGAAAGAUUCUUCUCAAUCUCAAAUUAUCAAGAGGUAUUGAUAACGCCAAGUCGAGUUAUUUGAGAACAAUGCUCAUUUAAAAACAAAAAAAAUAAAAAUAAUCUGUCUGCAUCAUAGUGAAUGAAUGCGAGUUUGUGUAAAACCAGGGGUCAUUUAUUUAAAUAUUGGUAUUUGUAUUGAAAAAAUGGGUCCAUCACUAAGUACCUGAUUCCGAACAGAUUUUAAUUGGGCCUGUAUCUAACCUAUGAGGAGAGGAAUCAUUCAGCCAAUUCCAGUUUCUCUUGAUUACAUUGAAUGAUACGCUAUUGUAUCUACGUGACCCGAUGGAGCUCGUGCACCGAAGUCACGUGACUGCCCACAUUGCCGAUCGAGCAAAGCACCGAUCAAUGCUAAGUCGGUCGGAGACGAAACGAAAAUAAGUCUCGUAGCACAGCGCCCGGAGUUUUGUCCGAUACUGUUAAACAUUUAGAAGGUGAUAAUAAACAAAAGUACCUGGAAAUGAGAGAAACCUAGCAUAGAGGAUAUUUAUUCCCGAAGUCGAUGUUUUCGCCGAUAAGAAAUUGGACUGUUAACCCGCUUCCGCUUGUCUUGGACAACUGGAUCGACACGCGGAUCUGGUGAGUAAGUCGUCGAGAUUCACACGGAAGAGUUUGAAAGGGUAGAAAAGUCUGGACGCGUACAAAUACUUUGUUGCCGGAUGGGUCAGAGACGUCGUGUCGUGUAGAACUGAACAAAAUAAGUCUCAUCGUGUGAUGGCAGAGGUAAGUAGUUGCUACUUGCAAUACUCGAUCUUAUAAUCCAUAACUUGCACAAGACAGGGUAUUAGAUCUAGCUAUGAUUUUGGACUAAGUUAUUGCCGAUAUAGAUUUAUUUAUUUAUUUUUUUUAAUACUGACAAAACAAAUCUAGCUGGAGUGCUCGAAGCUCCGGUUUUAUUAAAUCUGUAAAAAAAUUCCAAGAAGUAUUCAUAGGUUUAUGUUACUGUUUUUGAAAUAUAAUCAUAUCCCGUUUGUCCAAAAAAAAUGAGUCAUCGCCUCCGUAAACUUCUCUAAGACAGACAGUUUAUUAUUUUUUUUAAAUAUGCAUUGUUCUCAAAUGAGCCAACUUGGAAUUAUAAAUACUUUUUGGUGUAUGGAUCGUUUGAAUAUACAUCCAUUUUCUUAGCCGCUUAUCCUCACGAGGGUCGCGGGGAGCGCCGGAGCCUAUCCCAGCUAUCUUCGGGCAGGAGGCGAAGUACACCCCGAACUGGUCGCCGGCCAAUCUGAGGCAGAGAACGGUCGCACCCGUGAUCACAAGAGUGUCCAUGUUGCAUGUUUUGGGGAUGUGGGAGGAAACCGGAGUGCCCACCCAGAGAAAAGCCACACAGGCACAGGGCAGAACGUGCAAACUCCACACAGGUGGACUGAACCGGGGACCUCAGAACUGUUGAGGCCUACGUUUUACCAGCUGACCCGCCGUGCCGCCUCAUUUGAAUAUUUUGAUCGGAUUUGACGAGCAAUUC